Molecule: messenger RNA, 690 nt
Organism: Guillardia theta CCMP2712
Lineage: Eukaryota; Cryptophyceae; Pyrenomonadales; Geminigeraceae
Exons: 2
Coding region: 1-690 (229 amino acids)
Source: RefSeq, a predicted model, not a curated record
AUGGCGGGAGCACGAUGCAGCAUCUGCAUGAUGGCGCUGGGGGAGGCGACGAGCGCGAAGAAGUUCAGCGGGUGCAAGCAGUCAGCAUGCAAGGCAACACUGCUCUACUGCGGUGCAUGUGCUCUCAAGCAGAUCAAGCUGCUGGAGGAGCUGAAGGACGACAAGGAGCGAGUCGGGUGCGAAGACAAGUGUCCAGCAUGCCGGUCAACAUUCAAAUUCACUCGAACCACUACACCCAAGAGCCUGUUCACAGACGUCAACAUCGAAGAACUGAGCAGGAAGAGACCUUUGGAGGACGACGUCUUCGCUGAGAAGCGCUCUCGAGACGCACAGAUGGUGCCAUACGGAGUGAUCGGCAAGGAGUACGAAGAAGCUGCGAGAGCCAUGGCGCCGGGGAGGGAAGAAUGGCUGCUUCGAUCCAAAGAGGAGCAGGAGCAGAGCGAAAUGACGAUCAAGUCCAUCCUGGCAGCGGAAGCUGGGAGCUCAGCACAAGAAGCUGGGCAGGAAGAUCAGAUCAUGGAGCAGAUAAAGCUUCUAAAGGAGAUUGAGGAGAGACACCGGAAGAACAAAGAGGCUGAAGAAGCGAGUCAACGGGCCAUCCAAGAGAUUCUAGAUUCCGAGAACAAGCAAAAGGAGAUUGUAGCGGCCGACGAGGAGCUGGCAAGAAGGAUAGCAGAAGAGGUUCUCUAA